CGAUGCUGCAUAAUGGGAGAAGCUGUUAACUCCAGUUCCAUUGCAGACAGCGUGCUAUUCACGCCUAUCCAGCUGGGCCCCGUCACCCUCUCGCACCGGAUUGCGAUGGGCCCACUGACACGUCACCGGAAUUACGCGGAUCAUACACCAAGUGAAAUCGCGUUGACGAUGUAUACCCAGAGGGCGAGCUACCCGGGGACGUUGAUCGUCACCGAGGGUAAUUUUUUUGCGAAGCAAUCUGGAGGAUAUCGGCACGUGCCUGGCAUCUACAACGAGACACAGAUUGAGGCUUGGAAGAAAAUCACGGAUGCAGUCCGUUCUAAGGGAUGCUAUAUGGCUCUCCAGCUAUGGUGCCUGGGACGCGCCGCUCUGGAAGAGGUGGCUAAAGACGAAGGCUUCGAGAUAUUCUCUCCUGGCGACAUCCCCCUCCCGGGCCAGAGCAAGCCGCAUAUGCUCACGAUUCCGGAGAUCAAGGCAUGGAUCGAGAUCUAUACCCAGGCUGCCAAGAAUGCUGUUGCCGCUGGAUUUGAUUUCGUGGAAGUCCAUGCUGCGAACGGCUAUUUCAUCGAUCAGUUCCUCCACGAAGUAUCAAAUAACCGAACGGACGAGUACGGCGGGUCGAUUGAAAAUCGAUGCCGGCUUGCCCUGGAGGCUGCCCAGGCUGUGGUGGACAUCGUUGGCCAGGAACGUACCGGUCUCCGCAUCAGCCCAUGGGGAGAGUUCCUCGAUCCGUUUUGCUCGCUCUAUUAUGACGAUAGAAUGAGAAUGGACGAUCCUAUCCCUACGUUCUCCUACCUCGUUCGCCAGUUCAAGGAGCGUUUCCCCAACUUUGCGUAUCUGCACGUCACGGAACCGCGUGUCGAAGGUGACGUUGACCGCCAGGACCGGCCCAAGGAGAGUAACGAUUUCCUGCGAGAGAUCUGGCGUCCGAACGUGUAUCUCACCGCUGGGGGCUAUACGGAGGACGUCAGGGAUGUGAUACCGAGGAUGGGAGACGUUCUCGUGUACGGCCGUUAUUUCAUCUCUAACCCUGAUCUCCCCCACCGCCUUAAGAAGGGUAUUCCGUUUACUAAAUACAAUCGGGCUACGUUCUACCUGCACGGUCCUGAUAAGACCGAGGGGUACACUGAUUAUCCCACGGCGGAGGAGCAAGCGCAUCUAGUCGCAAAGCAAUAG
Molecule: messenger RNA, 1176 nt
Organism: Dacryopinax primogenitus
Lineage: Eukaryota; Fungi; Basidiomycota; Dacrymycetes; Dacrymycetales; Dacrymycetaceae
Product: FMN-linked oxidoreductase
Exons: 5
Coding region: 13-1176 (387 amino acids)
Molecular function (GO): FMN binding; oxidoreductase activity
Source: RefSeq, a predicted model, not a curated record